This is a messenger RNA of Lobosporangium transversale, 786 nucleotides long. Its product is annotated as ribosomal protein L11. The transcript has 2 exons. The record is from RefSeq and is a predicted model, not a curated record. The coding region runs from base 39 to 692 and encodes 217 amino acids. Gene Ontology annotation, biological process: translation. NCBI's taxonomy places the organism in Eukaryota, Fungi, Mortierellomycota, Mortierellomycetes, Mortierellales, Mortierellaceae. Gene Ontology annotation, molecular function: large ribosomal subunit rRNA binding; structural constituent of ribosome. Gene Ontology annotation, cellular component: cytosolic large ribosomal subunit; ribosome.
AUUUACUUUGGAAUUCUUUCAUGGACUUUUUAUAAUGCAUGAAAACAGGAGCAAUGGAUAGGAAAAGGGGAGCGAAGAUCAUGUCUUUUAAGCAGCAAACAAGGAUUGUCCAACUGAUCGCGAUUCUUUUUUUUAUUUUUAUUAUAUAUAUAUUUAUUCUUGGACAUGUGUGUGUGUAUGGUUAUCUAUCCAGCAUGCCACCAAAGUUGGACCCUAACGAGAUCAAGAUCAUCUACCUCCGUGCCACCGGAGGAGAGGUCGGAGCUUCCUCAGCUCUUGCCCCCAAGAUCGGUCCUCUCGGUCUCUCGCCCAAGAAGGUCGGUGAAGAUAUCGCCAAGGCCACCCAGGACUGGAAGGGUCUCCGUGUCACCGUUCAGUUGACCAUCCAGAACCGUCAGGCCGCUGUCUCCGUCGUUCCCUCGGCUUCCUCUUUGGUCAUCAAGGCCCUCAAGGAGGCUCCUCGUGAUCGCAAGAAGGAGAAGAACAUCAAGCACAACGGUAACAUCUCCAUUGAUGAUGUCAUUGAGAUUGCUCGCAUCAUGCGUCCAAAGUCCAUGGCCCGUGAGCUCUCUGGCACCGUCAAGGAGAUCCUCGGAACUGCCUUCUCCGUCGGAUGCACCGUCGAUGGUCAGAACCCCAAGGAUGUUGGUGAUGCCAUCGAUGCCGGUGAAAUUGAGAUCCCUGAGGCUUAAAUUCACAUAGUAUUUUGGAGUACCGACAGAAUAAAAAAAAAAAAAAAAACUCUUCUUGAAAUACAUUUCAUUCGUUUUGAGGGAUUGUCCAUUG